GCUGGUGUUUGUUUUUGUGCCGGGACCCACUGCAUGCAGGAGCUCCUGCAAUUGAUUACUACAGAGCCCCCUGCUGGUAUAGAAGAGAUCAAGCGGUUCAAAUAUGCAAAUAUAGCAUGUGAGCUGCUGACAAGUGACGUGGGAAUGAUCACUGACAAACUUGCUAAUGAAGAGUUACUCCUGGCAACUUUGUAUGCCUUCCUGGAGCAGCCAUCCCCACUUAACCCCCUCCUGGCAUCUUUUUUUAGCAAAACUAUUGGCAGCCUCAUCACACGGAAGACUGAGCAGGUGAUUAACUUCCUGCAACAAAAGGAGGGAUUCCUUUCCUUGGUCCUGAAGCAUAUUGAUACAUCAGCCAUGAUGGAUGUGUUGUUGCGACUUAUCACUUGUGUGGAACCAGCUCCUCUUCGCCUGGAAACGCUUACUUGGCUGAAUGAAGAGAAGCUAGCCCAGAGGGUAAUAGAGCUUAUUCACCCAGAGAGAGAUGAAGAGAGGCAAUCCAAUGCAUCUCAGACUUUGUGUGACAUCAUUCGAUUGAGUAGAGACCAGGCCAGUCAGCUCCAAGAGAUUUCUCAGCCUGAUCCUCUGCUGACUGUGCUAGAAUCGCAGGAGUGUGUGGAACAGUUACUGCAGAAUAUGUUCUCUGGGGAACGCACCGAGAGCUGUAUUGUCAAUGGAAUUCAAGUACUUCUCACAUUACUAGAAAUCAGGAGACCUGUAGUGGGCAGUGCAAUGGAUGCUCAGGGAUUUGAGAGAAGUUACACUGUUAACAGCAGCAUUUUAUUGGCCAUCCAGCCACACCUUGUACACUUCCACCAGCUACUUCUGGAACCACCCAAGAAAACUUCCAUACUGACGACUCUGGGUGUGCUGGAAGAUCCACUAGGGAACACACGCCUGCACGUAGCAAGACUGGUUGCCUCUCUCUUGUAUACCAGCUCUGCUAGCCAUGCAGUUGUAGCACAGGAACUCUGUCGACUCAACACAAUGGACCUACUUCUGAAUUUAUUUUUCAAGCACACAUGGAACAACUUUCUCCACCUCCAAGUGGAACUUUGUGUUGCUGCCAUCCUCCGGCCAUGUGCCCAUGAAAUGCGCUUUCAGACGGGUCUGGGAUUCCAGGAAAAGUUGAUGCCUAAUCAGAUGGAUCACAGAGCAGGCUUGUCUGCAGCCGAAACGUCUGAAUCUUCAAUGACGACUGAAAACUCUGCACAUAACUUAUUGGUGACUCAUUUGUUUCAGCACUGCCAACUCAUCCAGAGGAUUCUAGAAGCUUGGGAGGACAAUGAUAAAAUACAGUCAGAGGGUGGCAUGAGGAGAGGAUUCAUGGGCCACCUGACUAGGAUCGCCAACACAGUGGUUCACAAUCAGGAGAAGGGCCCAGUACACACCCAGAUCAGUCGUCUUAUCACAGACCUGCCAGAGGACUGCAGAGGGCGCUGGGAGACCUUUGUGGAUCAGACUCUAUCAGAGACCAACAGGAAGAACACAAUCGAUCUGGUUGGUUCUGGCAAUCCCUGUCUUUCUUCAGAAGAUGAUAUGGAGAGCCCCUUUCCUAAAGAGCUGACAAUGCAGCAGGCUUUUUCAGACUACCAGAUUCAGCAGAUGACAGCUAACUUUGUGGAUCAGUUUGGCUUUAAUGACGAAGAAUUCACAGACCAGGAAGAUAGCAUUGGUGCAACGUUUGACCGGAUUGCAGAGAUCAGUAUCAACAUUGAUGCAGGCCAUGACAGUGUUAACGCGGCUGUUUUUGAGGCUUGCACCAAAGAGAGAAUUCAGCCCUUUGAUGAUGAGGAGGACAUUUGGGAAGAGAAACAGAUUAAUUAUGCAACACAAACCAAGUCUCGUAACAGGUUUGGAGGGUUACAGAGCCAAGCAGCUAGCAAGAACUCUAAUAGGACAUCAGAUUGUGGUAUUGAAGCCUCUGACAGAGUUGUUGGCUCAGCCACUGCAGAAGAGGAGCUUAAAGAUGAUCUGGAUCCUUUCUUAAGCCACUGCCAGCCUGAAGCUAUAACAAGUGAGAUAUAGUCUAGAUACUGGGGCUGGAUAGCAGACUUCGGAGAGGUGAACUCAAAAGCUCCAGCAGCUGGAGUCGGUUUUGCAUCCUGGGAGAGUCCCGUCUUCCAGCCAGCCACCACAGAAACAGAGGAAAAAGGAUGGGCCAAGUUCACAGACUUCCAACCCUUCUGUUGUUCUGAAACAGGUCCCAGAUGCAGUUCUCCUGUGGACUCGGAGCUGAGCAAAUCAGAUGGUUCCAAACCCAAUCAGAAUCCAUGUGUGUGGAGCGUGUGCGUAGCAAGGAAAGCACCACUGGUGGCAUCAGACAGCUCUUCCUCCAGUGGAUCAGACAGUGAAGAAGAACAAACUAAGAUGGACUCUGCAUCAGUGGAGACAGUCGCCACAGAGACCAUUACCACAGGUGCUGGCAAGGAAACCAUCCGGCUCUCAGUGGAUGCCAAAAAUGAGAGGGCAGUCUAUGCUAGUGAAGCAGAUAAGGUGCUAAAAGAGGCAAUAUCCGUCAAAGAAAAAGAGAAAGACGGUACAAAAGACAAACCACAAGAAAAGAAACAUCAUGAUUUUCCCAUUGCUGCUGCUGCUGCCGGUCCUACUGAGCAGCUGGCUGCAGUCACACAAGACCUGCAACCCUCUGCGAAUGGACCGGCCUAAAGACGUGGUACAGACACACACGUGCUUCUCACCUGUCGACGCAGUCAUGCCAUCUUGCUUCCUGUCAACUCCUCA
Molecule: messenger RNA, 2742 nt
Organism: Thalassophryne amazonica
Lineage: Eukaryota; Metazoa; Chordata; Actinopteri; Batrachoidiformes; Batrachoididae
Gene: ppp6r2b
Product: protein phosphatase 6, regulatory subunit 2b
Cellular component (GO): nucleus; cytosol
Molecular function (GO): protein phosphatase binding; protein phosphatase regulator activity
Source: RefSeq, a predicted model, not a curated record